Triticum dicoccoides is the source of this 1027-nucleotide messenger RNA. Its product is annotated as NADPH-dependent aldehyde reductase-like protein, chloroplastic. The transcript has a single exon. Gene Ontology annotation, molecular function: oxidoreductase activity. NCBI's taxonomy places the organism in Eukaryota, Viridiplantae, Streptophyta, Magnoliopsida, Poales, Poaceae. The record is from RefSeq and is a predicted model, not a curated record. Bases 71 to 886 code for a protein of 271 amino acids.
CACGAGAAGCCCACAAGCACGCACCACCAGCAGAUAACGCACGCGCUGAGCGCAAGACACCAAGAACGCAAUGUCUGGUGCCGCUGACACAGCUGCGGCCGCCGCCGUCGCCGCCGUCGCCGGCUCAUCGGGUCCCGCGGCGUUGCCGCUCAGCGGACGCGUGGCCAUCGUGACCGGCGCGUCGCGCGGCAUCGGGCGAGCCAUCGCGGCCCACCUCUCCUCCCUCGGCGCAAGCGUCGUCCUGGGCUACGCGGCCAGCGCGGCCGAGGCCGACGCGCUCGCCGCAGAGCUCCCACGAGCCGUCGCCGUGAAGGCCAACGUGUCCGAAGAGGCCGGCGUGCGCUCCCUCUUCGACGCCGCCGAGUCGGCCUUCGGCUGCGCGGCGCCGCACAUCAUAGUCGCCAACGCCGGCGUGCUCGGCGACAAGUACCCGCCCCUCGCCGACACCGCCACGGCGGACUUCGACCGCGUGUUCGCCGUCAACACGCGCGGCGCCUUCCUCUGCCUCCGCGAGGCCGCCAACCGGCUGCCCCGUGGCGGCGGCGGCCGGAUCGUGGCCGUGACGUCGUCCGUGGUCGGGUCGAACCCGACGGGGUACUCCGCCUACACGGCGUCCAAGGCGGCCGUGGAGGCGAUGGUGCGUACCAUGGCCAAGGAGCUCAAGGGCACGCGCGUGACGGCCAACUGCGUGGCUCCGGGGGCCACGGCCACGGACAUGUUCUUCGCCGGGAAGAGCAACGAGACGGUGAGGCGGACCGCGGAGAUGAACCCGAUGGAGCGGCUCGGGGAGGCCGGCGACAUCGCACCAGUGGUCGGCUUCCUCUGCACUGACGCCGCCGAGUGGGUCAACGGGCAGGUCAUCAGGGUCAACGGCGGGUACGUCUGAUAAUCUGCUGGCUGGCCUGUCAUGCCAUUAGACAUUACGGUGGGAGCGAAAUAAUGCCUCUGGGUGUUGCAGAAAACUAAAAAAAUAUAUCUGCCGGAAAUUUAUAGCACAAUUUACAUUUUAUGGAUCUAUCAUUCACGA